UCUGUUCCAGGAUCCCAUCCUGGAUACUACAUUAAUUAGUCAUCAUUCUCCUUAGCAUUCUCUGUUCCCUUGAGGAAUACUCUUCAAUUGGGAUAUCUCUCAUGUUUUCGCCAUGAUUAAAUAGGAGUAAUGGGUUCUCAGGAGGAAGACCACCAAAGUAAAGUGCCAUUUUCAUCACAUCAUAUCCAAGCAAUAAAAGGGAAAGAAGUCUACAAACAGUUUUGAGAGUUUGCAGAAACAGCUUACAAAGAAAAUGAAGCUCCCUAUUUUCAUAGCAGAUGCAUUCACAACAAAAGCAUUUCGUGGGAAUCCGGCUGCUGUUUGCCUCCUAGAAAAUAAACUGGAUGAAGACUUGCAUCAAAAAAUUGCAAAGGAGAUGAACCUCUCCGAAACGGCUUUUAUCCGAAAGCUACACCCAAAUGACAACUUUACACAAAGUUCCUGCUUUGGAUUAAGGUGGUUUACACCACAGAAUGAGGUUCCUCUCUGUGGCCACGCUACCCUGGCUUCUGCAGCUGUGCUGUUUUACAAAAUAAAAAAUGUGAAUAGCACUCUAACCUUUGUCACUAUGAGUGGGGAACUGAAGGCCAGAAAAGAAGAGGAUGGUAUCGUCCUGGACCUGCCUCUUUAUCCAGCCCAUCCCCAGAAAUUGCAUGAAGUGGAGGACUUGAUAAAGACUGCCAUAGGGGACACGCUGGUUCAGGAUGUUCGCUAUUCCCCAGAUACCAAAAAGCUCCUGGUCCGGCUCAGUGAUACUUACAACAGGUCAUUUCUGGAGAGCCUGACAGUGAAUACAGAGAAUUUGCUGCAAGUGGAAACCACAGGGAAGGUGAAAGGACUCAUUCUCACCCUCAAGGGAGAGCCUGGCGGGCAGACUCAAGCAUUUGACUUUUACUCCAGAUAUUUCGCUCCGUGGUACGGUGUGGCUGAAGACCCCGUAACAGGGUCUGCACAUACUGUUCUCAGUAGCUACUGGUCUGAGCAACUGGGGAAGAAAGACUUGCACGCCUUCCAGUGUUCCAACCGGGGAGGAGAACUGACAAUUUCCCUGCGUUCUGAUGGACGAGUUGACAUCAAGGGAGGCGCGGCUCUUGUUUUAGAGGGCACGCUGACAGCCUAGACUGCUUGCACUGCAGUGAUGCAAUCUUGAAUUACUGAGUAUUUUCUGCAUAAAAAGAAAUGUAAGAGACUGCUUUGAAUAAGAUUGCAUUGUAGUCCACUUAAUCCUCACCUGAGAAAUAGAACAAUGAAGACAUAUUAAGGGAUUUAAUAAUGCUUCCUGAUGAAUUAACUAAAGGAGUUUUGGUUCUACCUGUGAACAUAUUCGAAGUAACCCAUAUCAAAGAAUAAUGUUGUCACCUUUAAUUAUGACCACCAAUCACAGAAUGAGGAACACAUUUAUGAAGAGUAAGAUUAAAUCAUUUAAACUCAGAUGUGAGUACCUGAUAGACUGUUUUGCAGCCAUCGAAAAGACCCAAUAGCUAUGCGGAAAUAUAGAAAAAUAGUUCAUAGUAUAAUACUAAGAAAGAAAAUUAUAGUAGACUAUUAAAUGUCAGCAAUGUUAUGCUAUGUCUGUGGAGAAUAGGAAUUUAUAUGGACAAGAAUGGAUCAUGAAGAUAGAAAAGUAAAAACAGUUUAUGUGUGAAUGGUAAGGGUGGAGUAAUUUUAAUGUACCUAAAAAAUUAUUUCCUUUAUUGGAACAUGCUUACGUUUAAUACCUAAAAAUCAGGACGCGUAGCUAAAUAACUAAAACGCCCAGAAAUUUUUUAAAUGAGUGAUAAUGAGUGAUAGAGUGAUAAUAAAAUUAAACAUGGAAAGUAAUGCGA
Molecule: messenger RNA, 1826 nt
Organism: Bubalus bubalis (water buffalo)
Lineage: Eukaryota; Metazoa; Chordata; Mammalia; Artiodactyla; Bovidae
Gene: PBLD
Product: phenazine biosynthesis like protein domain containing
Exons: 10
Coding region: 254-1120 (288 amino acids)
Biological process (GO): biosynthetic process
Cellular component (GO): cytoplasm
Molecular function (GO): isomerase activity
Source: RefSeq, a predicted model, not a curated record